UAAUCGCGCAGCGCCCCAAACCAGCUCCAUUGCAAAACUCUGCAAAAGCGGCGAAGGAGCGGCGAGCCCAACAACGAGCGACAUUUAACGCACCGACCAAAUCUACUUUGGGGGCGCUUCAUACACCCCCCUUGGCCUGUUUCUGUCCACGGAGCUGAUUUAUAAAAGAACCGACAAACACACCGAGAGUCCCGCAACUCCGGGGUCGUCCCCCCAUUUGCCUGCCAGCCGGGCGAGGACCAGUCCAGUUGAGAUGGAGACUCUGCACCCCCACUGCCUUAAGUGCAUCAACAGGAGAUGCAUGGUGAGACCAGAGGCGGGUCUUUCCUGUGACCUGGUGGGCUGCCCGCUGGUGUGCGGCGCCGUCUUCCACGCCUGCAAGCUCCCGGAGCACCGGCUGCUGUGUCCGUACGAGCGGCUGCCGUGCCUCAACAGCGGCUUCGGCUGCCCCUUCAACGUGGCCCGGAUCAAGAUGGCGCAGCACCUGGAGACGUGCCCCGCCAGCAUCGUGUGCUGCACCAUGGAGUGGAACCGCUGGCCCGUCAGCUACGGCGACCGCAAGUCCUACGAGAACCUGAGCAAAGACUUUGACGAGGUGGAGCAGCUGGACAUGGCGCUGGCCCUGCAGGACCAGAGGAUGCUCCUGGAGUCCCUCAGGGUCACCACCACCGUGUCGAAGAACGGCGACAAGGAGGCCGGCGGAAAGAUGGCCGCGGCGCCGAGCGAGGCGGCCAAUGGGACGGUGGAGAUGGAGGAGGAGCCUUACAGCGACUUGUACCGGGCCUCGGUGGAGACCAGUCGAAGCUUGGCGGCAGCUUUGGACAUUCUCUCGAACUCUACGGACAUUGACGUUCUGGUCGGCAAUUUCAACGGGGAUGACGUCGCCGCCGCCGCGGGAAAGAACGUGGACAUGCAAGGGAGCGACUCUGACUCAGAGUGUGAGCUGGGGGCGGUGGGUGGGGUGGACUGUGCGGGUGGGGCAGACAAAGGUGGAGAGGUCCCCGCCUGGCCGGAGGAGGAGGAAGACUUUGUGGAGAUUUUCUUUGAGGAAAAGGAGGACAUUAUCCAAGACCCGGUGGAGGACAGCCUUCCCGUCUGGCCGCGGGUGGCGGAGAAUUACAUGCCGGUGGUGGCGCUGGAGCCCGGCGCCCAAGCGCUCGCUCCUCCCGUCCCCCUCCUGCUGGCCGACAACGUGAGGAACAGCUUCUUGCACCAGCUGCCGUCGGAGCUGCGCUACCGCUGUCUGGAGCGCAAGCUGCAGAACGUGGAGGUCCUGCGCGGCAUCAACAUGUUCACCUUCAACGGCCGCCGGGCGCUGCUGUCGGACCCGUACUUGUUCAGGGCCAAGAUGGAGGACAAGGCGGUGGACACGUCCGACCUGGAGGUGGCGGACGACCCCAUGGGCCUGCACGGCAUCGACCUCAUCACCGCCGCCUUGCUCUUCUGCCUGGGCGACUCCCCCGGGGCGCGCAGCAUCUCGUACAGCAGGUUUGUGGACGGGUACCACAUCGACUGCGGCACGCAGACCUUCUCCUUCCCCUCCGCCAUCUUGGCCACCAACACCAUGGUGGGCGACAUCGCCUCGGCGUCGGCGUGCGACCACGCCAGCCCGCAGCUGUCCAACCCCAGCCCCUUCCACACGCUCCGCCUGGACCUGGUGGUGGAGUGCAUGGCCCGCUACCAAACCAAGCAGCGCUCCAUGUUCACCUUCGUGUGCGGACAGCUGUUCCGACGCGACGAGUUCUCGUCCCAUUUCAAGAACGUCCACGGCGACAUCCACGCCGGGCUGAACGGCUGGAUGGAGCAACGCUGCCCCCUGGCCUACUACGGCUGCACCUACUCCCAGAGGCGCUUCUGCCCGUCCGUGCAGGGCUUUCGGAUCAUCCACGACCGACACCUGGGCUCCUUCGGGGUCCAGCCGGGUCUGCCGCUAAAAAGCGGCGACAAGCUGCCGAGGAGCGCCUGUCGCUUAGGCGCUCACGGCGACCGCUUCAGUGGCCUUCCGUUUGAGGUGCUGCAGCACGUGGCCAGCUUCCUGGACAGCUUCAGCCUGUGUCAGCUGUCCCGGGUGUCCCGCACCAUGAGGGACGUCUGCGCCAGCCUGCUGCAGAUGCGAGGCAUGGUGGUCCUGCUGUGGGAGAAGACGCGGCGGGAAAACGGAUCCACGUCUUGGCAGAUCACGGACAAGGUGUGGCGCUUCAGCACGGCGUUCGGCACGGUCAACGAGUGGAAGUUCGCCAACAUCAGCAGCAUGGCCGACCACCUGAAGAAGUGCACGUUCAACACGGUGGCGCGGCGGGACGAGGCGGUGCCGCUGCCGUGCAUGUGCUUCACCCGGGAGCUCACCAAGGAGGGCAGGUGUUUGCGCUCCGUCCUCAAGCCCGUGUGGCCCACCAUGUGAUGAUAAGAGUAUAGUGUUAUCCUACAGUGUUUACAGAAAUACCACCUGAUAUUCUUCUAAGCCAUGCUGCAACCUGAUUGGUUCAACCAAUCCUGUACAUAAUCACAUGCUCUGAUUUGUAUUUUUGAUAUCCCAAAAACGUCAGUACUGUCGCGACGAUACGCUCCUUGAGGCCGCAGGGGAAGUAGCAAGUAUAGUCAGACAACUCCUCAAAUUCUGGUCCACGUCACCUUUUUUUCUGCAUCAAAUAUGAGAGCCAAAGGAAUCAUUUCUACGAUUAUGUCGACGUCGUCGUUAUCACCAUGCAGCAACAUAACGUCCGUCUGAUUAUAUAGCCUUAGAAUGUGCUGUUCAGUGCAAAGUAAGCUUCAAAAUAAAAGAUUGGCCAUAUUAACCAGGAGCAACUUAGGAAAUACACAUAAAAAAAAAUGUUUUUACAGUUUUAGCCGUCAAAACAAAGAACCAAAUUACCACAGCAGGAACGAGAAUGACAAU
Molecule: messenger RNA, 2896 nt
Organism: Nerophis lumbriciformis (worm pipefish)
Lineage: Eukaryota; Metazoa; Chordata; Actinopteri; Syngnathiformes; Syngnathidae
Gene: fbxo30a
Product: F-box protein 30a
Molecular function (GO): ubiquitin protein ligase activity; zinc ion binding; protein binding
Source: RefSeq, a predicted model, not a curated record